AUGGCGAUGCAGGUUAAAUUGUGUUAUAGACAAGGCGAUUUGUGGGAUAUUAUGGAACAUUGUGAGAGUUUAUGUGACAUAGCAUCUGAUGAGCUUAUCUCUUCCACGGAUGCUUUUUAUCUCAAGACAAGAAAGCCUUAUACCAUCACAAAACAAAGAGAGAAAUGGACAGAAGCAGAGCAUGAGAAGUUUGUUGAAGCUUUGAAACUCUAUGGCAGAGCCUGGAGACGAAUCGAAGAACAUGUUGGAACAAAAACAGCUGUUCAGAUCCGAAGCCAUGCUCAGAAGUUCUUCACCAAGGUUGCUCGUGAUUUCGGAGUUAGCGCUGAGAAGUCGAUUGAGAUUCCUCCUCCAAGGCCGAAACGAAAGCCGAUGCAUCCUUACCCUAGGAAGCUAGUGAUUCCGGAUGCUAAAGAGAUGAUAUACUCUGAUCUUGCCGGAGCUAAUAAGUUGGUUUCAGAUGAAGAAGACCGGUCUCCGACUUCGGUUUUAUCAGCUCAUGGAUCAGAUGGUUUAGGCUCCAUGGCUUCAAACUCACCUAAUUCUUCUUCAGCUGAUUACCAGCUCUCUCCGGUAUCAUCUCACACUGAGGAAUCGCUGUCUCCAGAAGCAGAGACCAAACAAAGCCUUAAGCUUUUUGGAAAGACUUUUGUAGUUGGUGAUUACAACAGCUCUUGGACUAGCUCUGAUGAUUCUUCUUCAGAAAACGCUGAAACAGAAUUGACACGGACGGAGUUUAAAAGAAGCGAGAGAUCGGCGUUUUCUCAGAUGAAAUCGUCGGUGGUGAUGGAGAUGAAGAAUAUGAAAGGGUUCAUGCCAUACAAAAAGAGGAUAAAGAUGGAACAAGACAGUGACUGUAGUGUAGUGAAGAUGUCAUAUCCUUUGUGUUUUGUGUAA
Microthlaspi erraticum is the source of this 897-nucleotide messenger RNA. The record is from the annotation of a GenBank genome assembly. Lineage: Eukaryota; Viridiplantae; Streptophyta; Magnoliopsida; Brassicales; Brassicaceae.